This is a messenger RNA of Doryrhamphus excisus (bluestripe pipefish), 4712 nucleotides long. RefSeq names its product E3 ubiquitin-protein ligase RNF19A-like. Gene Ontology annotation, biological process: protein ubiquitination. Lineage: Eukaryota; Metazoa; Chordata; Actinopteri; Syngnathiformes; Syngnathidae. The record is from RefSeq and is a predicted model, not a curated record. Gene Ontology annotation, molecular function: zinc ion binding; ubiquitin-protein transferase activity.
CCGAUCCAACUCUCGCGAUAUGAUUUGAAUUUGUGAGCUGGGGGGACAACAGCUUGAACUGAGCCUGGUAUGUCUUGUUCGCGCACUGGGUGCUAGCGGAACACACAGACGUGAGUCCAGACUAAAAAGCAGUAUUAGCAGUAGCGGGGAGUACUUUAUCACUCAUUGUUUUUCUCUUAUACAACAUUUUGUUUUUCUUCACUGUCACUGUGUCUGGAAGAAGAGCAACGUGCAACAGACGGUUUUGUUGCAGCUGUUUCUCCCCAAGUGACAAAUUAUCCGCAAACAUUCGGCUGUUAGAUGUGACCACGAGGUUGAUCAGGAGAAGCCACCAUGUCUUAAGUACAGAAGGGCCUUCUGGAGCCCUACCCCCUCCCCACCCUGGACCACCUUCCCCCUCACCCAUCCAUCACCUCAGUCCUUCUCUCAGCUCCAUUCAACUCCCGGAUCUCCCUGCACAUGUGAGGGACAGGUUACCCUGCCCUGCCUCCUCACUGGCCGAUCCCUCCCCUACUCCAGGAGAAAUGAGCCUGCAUAAGCACCAUCAGUUUGGUAGUGGUGGGGUAAUGGGCUCUGACCGGGAUCUCCAAUCCACAACCUCCACCAUUUCCCUGUCGUCUGUGAAGAAGGCUCCCAAGAAAAGACGCCUAUCCCUGGCUUCUCUUUUUAGAUGGCGGGGACGGGAGGCCAAAUCCAUACGGCGGAAGUCUCGAGAGCUGCAUAACCCCGGAUCAGGAGGACUAACAGGGGUGGAUGGUAUUGCUAACAUCGAGAGCAUCCAUUCCGAGAUGUGUUACGAUAAGACAUCUACCCUCUUCACUGUGGUCGGGGCUGAAGAUGCCUCAGCUGCAGCUGCCGCCAGCUCAUCUGCCUCUGGAACUUCUUUCUUGGCCUGCACAUCAUCUUUCUCCAAGCAAGGGAGUGGGGUAGGAAAAGAACUUUUAGAGUGUCCCCUGUGCCUUCUGCACCACACUAAGGAGAGUUUCCCAGAGAUUAUGACCUGUCACCACCGCUCCUGCAUUGACUGCCUACGGCAGUACCUGCGCAUUGAAAUUUCAGAAUCACGUGUCAACAUUAGUUGCCCUGAGUGCUCGGAGCGUUUCAACCCACAUGAUAUCAAUAUGAUUCUUAAUGACCGUGGACUGAUGGAGAAAUACGAGGAGUUCAUCCUCAGAAGGUGGUUGGUGGCUGACCCUGACUGCCGUUGGUGUCCGGCACCUGAUUGCGGGUAUGCAGUUAUUGCCUUUGGUUGUGCCAGCUGCCCCAAGAUCACAUGCGGGAGGGACGGUUGUGGUACCGAGUUCUGUUAUCACUGUAAGCAGAUAUGGCACCCCAACCAGACUUGCGAUGCUGCACGACAACAGAGAGCCCAAAGCCUUCGCCUGAGGACAAUUCGUACGUCGUCUCUCAGCUAUAGCCAAGAAAGUGGAGCUGCAGCUGAUGACAUCAAGCCAUGCCCACGCUGUGCUGCUUACAUCAUCAAAAUGAACGAUGGCAGUUGUAACCACAUGACUUGUGCAGUCUGCGGCUGUGAGUUCUGCUGGCUUUGUAUGAAGGAGAUCUCAGACUUGCAUUACUUGAGUCCGUCAGGUUGUACCUUUUGGGGUAAGAAGCCAUGGAGCAGGAAGAAGAAGAUUCUUUGGCAACUGGGAACACUUGUUGGUGCCCCUGUCGGCAUUGCACUGAUCGCCGGGAUUGCUAUCCCCGCCAUGGUUAUUGGCAUCCCUGUAUAUGUUGGAAGAAAGAUUUACAAUCGCUACGAAGGUAAAGAUAUCUGCAAACACAAGAGGAACCUGGUGAUUGCAGGUGGUGUUACACUGUCUGUCAUUGUGGCACCAGUGGUUGCAGCAGUCACUGUCGGCAUCGGUGUUCCCAUCAUGCUGGCAUAUGUAUACGGUGUGGUGCCCAUCUCGCUGUGCCGUAGUGGGGGCUGCGGUGUCUCCGCAGGAAAUGGAAAAGGUGUUCGCAUCGAAUUUGCUGAUGAGAAUGACAUGAAUGUUGCCACUGGGACUGCGGCCACUGAUUCAACAUUAGCGACGGACACCAGGAACAACCCCAGUAUAUGUGAAGGCAGUGUUGGGGGUCUUACAAGCAGUUUAAGUGCCAGUGGCAGCCAAAUUGACCGACUUGGGGCCAUCAGGGACAAUCUAAGCGAGACGGCAUCCACGAUGGCCUUUGCAGAAGCCAGCAUCACAGGAAGCCUCUCCAGCAGUGCCAUGGUCCACUACCUUAGCAGGUUGGAGGUGCAGGCUGAUGUGCAGAAGGACCAUUACAGCCUCAGUGAGUCGGGUUCUGUCAGCUUGGGAAAAUUCAGCGACAGUGCAAGUACUAAAGCGUUGGCUGGAUCCAUUUUGAAUACCCACAUUCCCUUUGACAGAGAUGGGAACAGCAUGGAAGUCCAGGUUGACAUUGAAUCCAAACCUGCCAAAUUACGGAACCACAGUAGCAGCAGCAGCGUAGAAGAUGGCGCCCAGGUUGGCCGCUGUGGCUGGACCAGCCCCUCUAAUGACCGCACGUUCUCCGAGGGCCGAGGAACAUCUACCAAUUGGGUCAAAGAAACAUGUUGCCCCUUGUCUUCCAGCUUAGGAGGCAAAAAAUGCAAAGGCAAACUGCGCAAGACGGGCGGCGGCACGAAGAUCAACGAGACGAGAGAAGACAUGGACACUCACCUUUUGGAGCAACGUAGCACCAACUCUUUAGAGUUUGACUCUCCUUCUCUGAGCAGCAGUCUGCCCUCCGUUUCCGACUCUCACUCCAGCCACUUCUCUGAGUUCAGCUGCUCUGAUCUGGACACCAUGAAAACAUUAUGUAACCACCACGGUCCCGGUGGAGGCGACUACCACACCCGCUUCGCCACCGUUGGCCCCUUACCCGAGGUGGAGUACGACCGUCUGGAAACCUGCCCUAGUUCUCGGACUUCCUGCCAGGGUCAUGGUGCCGCUGCUCCUCAUUCACCCAACUCCUCGCUUGCUCACGCAGAGCUUCCGACGCUUCGCUUUAUCACAGAGGAACAUGGCAGCCUGGCGUGCCCCGCUAAGCUACUAAAGGAAACCAACAACAAUCACCACCAAUCAGAACACGCCACUCAAACUCAGCAGUCCAACUCCUGCAUACACACAGAUAUAUUAAAUAUAACACCUUAAGUGCUGCCGCUUUUUCAUUCCGGAAAAAAUAACAUUUCGCAAAAUGAUUUCAAUCCGUGGAGAACCACUGUGCCACUUUCUAUCAUUCAUGCCUUUUGGCUGGAGGAAUCGUACCCACAUCGUUCUUGAAAGUCCUUGGAACUUCUUGAUGGCCAUUCCCUGACUUGAAAUGAUCUAAAGAAAUGUUUCUUCUAUUUCCAAGACGACUCAUUCAGACGGGAACUUCUUUUUGGUGCCUUCGUGAAGCAUUUUGUGUUCUGUGUCUUAAGAACCCCAGACCAUGAAUGUCUGCGUCAAGGGGGCGGGGAGGACGGAGAGUUCCUCUCAUAAGGAACAUACUGAGACAUGGUGAACUUGGUAAAUGAAGACUUUUCAAUGGCCUACCAAAGACCGCACUCAGGCUCUUGUUAAAUCUUUUUUUUUUUUUUUUUCUUAGUCCAGUCCCCUUUAGACGUGUUAUGUGUUUUACAAAAACGGGGGUCAAGAACUACAUUGAGACUAGUAACCGAAGACACACAGCGGCCAAAAGGCACAUGCACUGUUAUUUCUUAUAUUGUUCAUCUGCAAGAUUCAUAAGGCGCUCUUCUUCUAACGAGUUGUCAGUUAAUUUCCCUUGCAGUCUUUGUGCUGCCAGUUGGUGCUGCUAUGCUCACUUGAGGUCAAACGGUAUUUUCUACACUUUUUUUUGCUUCAGCCUGCCUUUACUGCUCAGAGGCUGCAUCGCGACCUCCGGCGUGGCUCAGGUGAACUCUUUAUCAGGUGGAUAAACAACACUUUGAAUUGUAUGUCAAGUCUACAUUUGUUACAGAUUUAAACGUUUCCUUCUGCAUUACUGCGUUAUCGGCUGUAUCUGUACGCAGUAUCUAUACCACACAAUGUUUUUGUUGUGCUUUGUUCAUCAGCAAAACUGGUCCUUACUUAACACACCAGUGCCAGAUAUAAUUGCAGAGACCCUUAGUUAGGCAGGGGUGUUUACACCGGGCACAUUCUGAAAGUUAUAUUUUAACAAGAAAAAUCAGCAUAAAUGUAUAAAUCUGCAGUAAUUUUACACUAGUAUGAGAAGAAAAUUAAGCUGAGUUGAAAUAUUUGGAAGGGGGGGGGCAAAGAGCAAGAGUUCAUAGUACGCUUUUUCACCUUUGACACACAAAGAUGAGAUGCAUUUUAUUGACUAUACAUUACUUCUUAGCCCACCUAUAUGUGUUUACAGAAUAUUAAAGCGGCCCUCUGUGGGAAAAGUUUGGACACCCCUGUCCUAAGGUAUUUGUUUUUGGAGUUUGCAUUGUUUUAUGCAUAAAAAUGCAUAUCAAAAUUAAAAAAUGUAAAAAAAAAACAUGACAUUUUUGUUUAUUUACUUCGGUUUGUGCAGAUAGAAUGCCUACAAAAAAUUAUUAGAGCUAUUUUUUAUGUAAAAUAUAUAUAUUGAUAUAUAUAUAUAUAUCACAUGCAAGCGACAUUCCUAGUGCUCGUAUCACAUUCUAUGCAUUUAUUUUUUUCUCAUCGUAAUAUUUUGUGACCCACAUAAUGUUUCAUAGGUAUGUCACUGUGCUAAUUCAACAACAAAAAUGUAUA